Molecule: messenger RNA, 1507 nt
Organism: Danio rerio (zebrafish)
Lineage: Eukaryota; Metazoa; Chordata; Actinopteri; Cypriniformes; Danionidae
Gene: cldn5a
Product: claudin 5a
Cellular component (GO): bicellular tight junction; membrane; plasma membrane
Molecular function (GO): structural molecule activity
Source: RefSeq, marked provisional
GACGCAGUUAGGAGAUGCUGUCUGGCUGACCAAAGCGCAUCUAAACCAGAGGAAAAGAAAAUACUUCGGAUAAAAGACGACCUGAGCAAAAUUCUUCCAAAACAGAAGAAAAGAAAGCAGACAACCUGACCAAAGCUCGUCUUAAACAGAAGACAAAACUUUGGAUUAAAGACGACCAAACCAAAGCGCGUCGAAAACAGAAAGGAAAGGACAAGAACACUUUGGAUAAAAGACGCAAACUUCCAUUAGAAGAAAGCAAACUUCUAAACUCCUUUUAGUACCAUCAGGAGUGGGAAAAGAAAGCGAUGGCCUCCGCGGCUUUGGAGCUCCUGGGUCUGAUCCUGUGCGUCUGCGGGACGCUUUUGGAGAUGGUGGCCUGCGGGCUGCCCACCUGGAAGGUCACCGCCUUCAUCGAGGCCAACAUCGUGGUCGCGCAGACCAUCUGGGACGGCCUGUGGAUGUCCUGCGCCGUGCAGAGCACCGGCCAGAUGCAAUGCAAAGUGCACGACUCCAUGCUCGCGCUCAGCCACGACCUGCAAGCCGCGCGCGCGCUCACGGUCAUCUCCUCGGUCUUGAGCGUGCUCGCGCUCAUGGUGGUGAUCGCAGGCGCGCAGUGCACAAACUGCAUCAAAGAGGACAACGUGAAAGCGCGGGUGGUGAACGUCGGAGGGGUGAUCUACAUCCUCAGCGCCAUCUUCGUGCUUGUGCCACUGUGCUGGAUGGCCAAUAAUAUCAUCUCCGACUUCUAUAACCCGCAGGUGCUGCCGGCCCAGAAGCGGGAGAUCGGCGCGGCGCUGUACAUCGGCUGGGCGGCCUCUGCGCUGCUGCUGCUCGGGGGAAGCAUACUCUGCUGCUCCUGCCCGGCCUCUGGAAGCUCCGGGUACUCGGUCAAAUACGCGCCCACUAAAAGAGCCACAUCCAACGGGGAAUACGACAAGAGGAAUUACGUGUGAAUGCUUGAGUGUGUGUGUGUGUGUUGCACAUGCAGAUGAAAACUCGAUGCUUUUUGCUGGACUCUACUUUUUUUGUUUUUGUUUUUAAGAGAGUAGUUCACCCAGAUGUGAACAUUUACUCACUAUUUACUUUACCUCAAAUGGUUUUUAACCUUUAUAAAUGUCUUUUUUCUGUUUGAACACAAAAGAAGAUAUUUUGAAGAAUGCUGUACUUAAAUGCUGUAACCAUUGACUUCUAUAGUACACUGUAAGAGUAUUUUCACAAGUGUUUUCCAUUUAUUUACGGUUGUGAAUUGCAUUAUGAGAGGUUGAUCUCUUGUCUGUCGACUUUAGAUGUUGAAAAUUCAACUCUACAGUUUUCCAAAGCGACUUUGAUUGGGAUUUUAGUAGUUUGAAAUAAUGUAAUGUAUAGGGAACAACAUAGAGAGAACAGAAAAUGUAUACUGGCAGGUUUUUGUAGCAUACUAUACAACAUCAACUCAGAUGAUAUAUCAAUUUAAACUGUUAUAAAGGUUAAAAAAAGUCACUUUAUUAAACUUUUCAAGUUUAAAAGU